This is a messenger RNA of Chionomys nivalis (European snow vole), 3774 nucleotides long. RefSeq names its product ephrin A5 (gene Efna5). Gene Ontology annotation, molecular function: ephrin receptor binding. The coding region runs from base 1713 to 2399 and encodes 228 amino acids. NCBI's taxonomy places the organism in Eukaryota, Metazoa, Chordata, Mammalia, Rodentia, Cricetidae. The record is from RefSeq and is a predicted model, not a curated record. Gene Ontology annotation, biological process: ephrin receptor signaling pathway; regulation of actin cytoskeleton organization; axon guidance. Gene Ontology annotation, cellular component: plasma membrane; external side of plasma membrane. The transcript has 5 exons.
UGCCGCUUGGGCCGCCGCGGCAGUCGGCUUUACACGCAGGUCAUUAACGAGGGGGCGUGCCCGAGGAGAUUUUUUUUUUCCCCAUAAAGCAUUUUUUUUCUCCCUCUCUCUUUUUUUUCCCUCCUCUUUUGCAAAACUGACUUUUACCCCUUUCUACUUCUCGCCAGUCUUCCAACCUCUCCAGGCUGCUCGCGCUGCUGCACUCAAGUUUAUUUUCCCGCCUGGGCAGAGGCUUUGGAGAUUCGGUUAGUGGCUUUCACCUCUCGUUACUGCUGUGCCUAAGGAGGGAAAGAGGAGGCAGCUUCAGAUCGGGGAAGGUUUUCUGAUGUAGUCACCGGGGAGGUGCCACCAGCUCGUGUCGUGCUCCCUCUCUCUCUUUUUUUUUUCCCGGUUGCAAACUGAUUGAUGAAUCUCUACAAGUUGCUGGGUUUGGGGCCGGACCGGUCGGAGUCACAGGGACACUUUUGAGAGCUCACCCCGGGGCUCUUGGCACGCGGUGUGGGGAGCUCAGGCUCGCUCCCAGAAGGCGAUCGGAGAUUGACAUCAGCUCAUCCCGGACUCGGAGGGCUCGGUUGGAAAGUGAUUGUUUCCCCUCCCGCUUUCCAGCAUAGCAGUUGGGUUGGUGUCGCCCUGCAGGUCUGGGCAUCCCAGCCCCGCCUGGCUGGUUCACAACCUCUGCUCUUCAUUCACGGCUGCACCCACAGCCGGCCAAGAAAAGCAAGCCGGAGAAAUUCCCGACUCAGCCAGCGCCCGGGGGUGCCAUCUCUCUUUGCCUCUGCGGUCGGACUCCUCUGGGGACCUGCUGGAAGACGAGGAGAGCCAAACUUUUCUUUGAGGUUUUUCGAGGCAAGCCCGCUCUUCCUCUCCUCGCCUGAGCAGCUGCGGCUUUAGGCUCUUCCCGGACGCCGACGGAGCCGGGCUUGCGGAUCCGGAUCCCCACCCUUCUCUGCGCACCUCCGGGUACCGCAGUACCUAGGACUCCAGCGAGCCUUGCGGGGGUCGCCGGGCCAAGACAGAGAGGGAAGCUCCGGGCAGCGUCCAGACUCCUGGGGCCACAAGCGUGAAGAACCCCCCCUCCACCCUGCCCCCCCCCGCACCGCCCUCGUCCACACAGCGCCCUCCUCCCGCAGUUUCUCUCCGUCCGCCAAAGUAACUUGGAGCAAAGCGGGGCGCACAGCGAGGGCCCAGGGCAGCGGAGGAACCCUGCGUAGACCGCGGCGCCGACGCUGAGCCGGGCCCGGCGGGCCGGUGUAUGUCUCCCCGAGGCCGCGGCGCUCAACUCCCGGUGACUGUGCAGCGUGCGCCGCCGCCUGCCCUGACCCGCGCUGCCGCCGCCCGGCCCCGCACGCACCUCCCUCUCCCGGGGUGACCGGCCUGCAGCCGCCGCCCGAGACACAGCUCUGCACCCCUUCCCCCGCCCUCGCCGCCGCACACACGCACGCGUCUCUCCGUCUUGUGAUUCUUCUCCCCUCCCGAGCCCUUCAGGGGGGGUGCGAGUUUGUCCCCCCUCCCGCCGCAACCCACUGCCUUCUUUUCUUCUCGCCCUCCUCCUCCCGCGCUCGCCGCGCUUCUCUAGCCCCAUCAUUUUAUUUAUUCAUAUUUAUUUGGCGUCCGGUCUGGUCUCUUCUUUCUACCCCUCUUCCUCCCUCCCUCUGGAUCCCCGCUCUCUCCCCGGAGUGGCGCGUCGGGGGCUCCGCCGCUGGUCAGGCGUGAUGUUGCACGUGGAGAUGUUGACGCUGCUGUUUCUGGUGCUCUGGAUGUGUGUGUUCAGCCAGGACCCGGGUUCCAAAGUCGUCGCCGACCGCUACGCUGUCUACUGGAACAGCAGCAACCCCAGAUUCCAGAGGGGUGACUACCACAUUGACGUCUGCAUCAAUGACUACCUGGAUGUUUUCUGCCCUCACUAUGAGGACUCUGUCCCAGAAGAUAAGACUGAACGCUAUGUCCUCUACAUGGUGAACUUUGAUGGCUACAGUGCCUGCGACCAUACUUCCAAAGGGUUCAAGAGAUGGGAAUGUAACCGGCCUCACUCUCCAAAUGGACCGCUGAAGUUCUCUGAGAAAUUCCAGCUCUUCACUCCCUUUUCUCUAGGAUUUGAAUUCAGGCCAGGCCGAGAGUAUUUCUACAUCUCCUCUGCAAUUCCAGACAAUGGAAGAAGGUCCUGCCUAAAGCUCAAAGUCUUCGUGAGACCAACAAAUAGCUGUAUGAAAACUAUAGGUGUUCAUGAUCGUGUUUUCGAUGUUAACGACAAAGUAGAAAAUUCAUUAGAACCAGCAGAUGACACCGUACAUGAGUCAGCUGAGCCAUCCCGCGGUGAGAACGCAGCACAGACCCCAAGGAUACCCAGCCGCCUUUUGGCGAUCCUACUGUUCCUCCUGGCGAUGCUUUUGACAUUAUAGCACAGCCUCCUCUCGUCACCUGUCACAGAAAACAUCAGGGUCUUGGGACACCAGAGAUCCGCCUAACUGCUCAUCCCAAGAAGGGACUUGUUAUUGGUUUUUUGGCAGAUGUCAGAUUUUUGUUUUUGUUUUCUUUCCUUCAGCCUGAUUUCUGAGCAACAACCUGGGGUUGUUGGGGGCUAAACGCGUCGCUGCCCUCCUUCACUCCGCCCCAUCCCCAGCCCUGGUCCUUGACUUCUCUCACCCCUUCCAAAUUCAAUGGACUCCAGAUGAAAAUGCCAAAUCGUUGUAGCGACACCAGUGGGUUCUCCUCUCGGACUCACCUCUGUAAGCUCAGGGUGUCAACGGUAUGCAGACAAGGAAGGAGCGUGGCCAGGCCGAGAGGGUGUCUCUCUCCUAUCCAGUACUUAACGCCUUCUCAUUCAGGACAGUAAGGUGAUUGUGUGGAGCGUGAUGUUGGCGUGUCAGGUCCGGAGGGGCGGAAUAAAGAGUAGACAUAUGGUUACACCAUAUCCUCUAGGAGUGUAGAAAUGAGCAGGCUUCUCCAAGGUUUAGAUACUAGUUUUUGUUUUAUCAAAUAGGACUGUCUUAAAGCGUUCUUGCCAGCAAAAUUUGUGCUGUGCCGAAGAAGCUUUUUCUCCCGGAAGGAGUGUUGGAUGCAGGGAUGGUAAUGCAGAAGAUGUGUAUAUUGAGAAAACAAUCUAUUGCUGGUGGUGUGAGUGCCUCUAACUUUUUAGUGACUGGGCAGUGCACACCUGAUUUUUUUUUUCCUUUGAAUACAGAUCACCAUGGUGCUACAACUUUUCUUUUUCUUUUUAGGAGCUCAAAGAGGCAUUUUUAUGAAUAAAGUGACCUUCCCCGAGGCUGACAAGCCAGGGUUGAUGAGUAGAGAGUAGAAUAGCUUUGGCUGCCCCUCUGGGGACAACGUGUACAAGGAAAGGAAGUCUGUGGUCCGAGGAGAUGUGGUUUGGCUUUGCUGGAGCUCCAGUGUGCUGUGGCCUUUCCCCAACCCCCACCCCGAUGCCCACGUUCUGCUCCAAGCUCCGUGUUCACAGGGGACUCAGACACAAACCCCUGUCACCAGGAGAGUCAGUCAGCACUACUUGGGAGGGCUUAAAGGGAAAUUUGGAAUAAAAAUUCCAAAGUUUGGAAUAAAAAUUCAAGUGUUGGUUUUUCUCUUUUUUCCCUUUCUGACACAGCCUAAAAGCGUAGGGGGAACACGUGUUUAUCUGUGAGAGAUAAGCAAGAUGGAGUCCCAAAGACUUUGACAAAAUAUUUUUUUAAAAAUCCACUAGAAUAGAAAAUACAUUAUUUAGAUAUACUUUAUGCUGAGAGUGAGUAUAUAUGCUUGUCCUAUUUAAACUUGUGAGAAAAG